AUGCAAGACGCAGCAACAGGUAGUCGGGCUGCCGCGGCGUGCCAGCCGUACUCGCUGAGGAGAGCGUUCAGCGGCGUUGACGAUGACGGUUUGCCGCAACAAUUUUACAGCGGCGGCGGUUGUACCAGGGCCGGACUGCGCGACCGUACUGCCUGGAUGCCUGUGGCACUGCGACUUACAACUGGAGAAAAUCAACAGCAGGGAAUAUGUAUAAAGCUAUUUCUCCCGUUCGAAGCAACACACAACAAAGCUAGUGCAGAUGAGGUAAGAGAAGAAGUAUCAUAUUUAGCCAGCCGUACUUUUGUGGAAGGAAUGAGAAAGGGUGAUGGAGAAAGGAAAGCUGAUGAAAAUGUCGAGGUUACGUUGCCUGAACAUGCAGGAUGUCCCAACCAUGCAGUGACGGAACUGCACGUGAGAUGUUCGACAAGUGAAGAGAAUACGCCAUCUUUGCCUGAACACAUCCAAACAUACACAGAAGCUGAUCCGGCAGACACGACAGAUUAG
This is a messenger RNA of Acanthoscelides obtectus, 504 nucleotides long. The record is from the annotation of a GenBank genome assembly. Lineage: Eukaryota; Metazoa; Arthropoda; Insecta; Coleoptera; Chrysomelidae.